Messenger RNA from Cygnus atratus (black swan), 6078 nucleotides. It is a transcript of the gene INPP4B, whose product is annotated as inositol polyphosphate-4-phosphatase type II B. The transcript is spliced from 29 exons. Gene Ontology annotation, cellular component: cytoplasm. Gene Ontology annotation, molecular function: phosphatidylinositol-3,4-bisphosphate 4-phosphatase activity. Bases 317 to 3517 code for a protein of 1066 amino acids. NCBI's taxonomy places the organism in Eukaryota, Metazoa, Chordata, Aves, Anseriformes, Anatidae. The record is from RefSeq and is a predicted model, not a curated record.
CGACCCGCCCUCGCUGUGGCGGCGGCGGGGCGGGCGAGUCGGGCUCCCGGUGCCGAGGCGCCGAGCCCUCGGUUUCCUCCCGCUGCCGCCGCGCUGGAGGCUGCGGGCUAUAAAUAGCGGGCUGCCGGCCGCCGGCCGCCACACGCACGCAGGCAGCGGCGGAAAGUGCCCCGCCGGGCGGCCCCCCCCUGCCGCCCGCCGCCAGCCAGUUGGUCUUCAUAUCUGCUGCUUAGAUUUUGCUCUUCUUCAACAAACUAACUAGCACCGUUAUUGUCCUCCAUCAUUUGCUGUCUUCAUCUUCUUCCCUGGCAACUCAAUGAGGUUCAAUGCUAAAGAUCUGGCUUUGCUGGCCAAGCGACCAUCAGGUUGUUUUGACAAGGAAGGAAAACUGAAGAUCUGCAGAGUGGUCGGGGAUGAAAAAUUAAUAGAACCGAGAGAGAGAUGGUGCCGACUGAAAGGAAAUCUGCUCUUUCUAAUGAAAAAUAAGAAGAACUUCUACAACAGAAUAGCAGCCUGUGCUGUAACAGUGAUUCUACUGAAUGCGCAGAUGAGUUCUGAAGCCUCCGAAGUGGUAAUCCUGGAGCGGUGCUGGGUUGUGGAGUUCAGAAGUAAAACAGAUGUUUCAAUAAUUCUCAAGUUUCAGAGUGGAGAACCAGAUCUUUACCUUGAAGCUGCAUCUAAGCCAGACUGUGAAGCUUGGGCUGUGGCACUGGGAGAGGCAAACUCGGAAGGUUUGAGGAAUAAAAUUCAGCAGCUCCAGAGACUGAUCAUGGAAAUCAAAGAGGAGAGAGCAGCAGAUGAAGCCCGUCAGUUUCUCCCUUCGUCACAAGUAGACAGUUUAAGAGAGCCACAGUUUACGAGUAUUCAGAGGAUUGCAAAUGAGCCGAAGUUGGAGUUCAGCCUUGCAUGCAAGGGUCUAGUGGCUGCUACCCGUGAUCGGAAGCUGAAUACGUUUAUACAAGUCUCAGUGGUACAUCCAGCAGAGCACAUUUUGACGAGGUAUUCAAGCACUGAAAUCGUGGAGGGAACAAGAGAUCCACUGUUUUUGACUGGUGUGACAUUCCCACCGGAGUACCCCAUCUAUGAGGAGACUAAAAUAAAACUAACAGUCUAUGAUGUCAAAGAUAAAUCUCAAGGCACGGUCCGCACCAGCGUCCUACCUGAUCACAAGGAGCCAAGAGCAGAUGUUGGACGAAGCUUCCUGGGCUAUACAACUUUUAGAGUAGGAGACUUGGUGAAGUCAAAGGAGCAACAGCUGACCCUUACCCUCAGAACUUCUGAUGGUGGGAAAACAGUUGGUACCAUUGAAGUCAACCUUGUGAAGAUGGGAGAGUUCGAAGAUGGGGAAAUGGACCACAUCACAACAGAUGCACAGGAUCAAAAGUGUGCAUUGGUUCAUGAGUGUACAGCCCCUGAAGGCCUAAGUGGCAAAGACAACUUGCCUUCUUUAAAUGCAGUGUUAAAAAAUCCAAUCUGUAAGUUAUAUAGAUUCCCUACUUCUGACAACAAGUGGAUGAGGAUCCGGGAACAGAUGGCUGAGACCACUCUCUCUUUCCAUGUUCCUAAAGAACUGAUCAAUCUGCACAUAAAGGAGGAUAUGAGAAGGAAUCAGGAACUUAAAGACUUAGGAGAACUUGCUCCUCACUGGGACAAUAUGCGUAAAAGUGUUAUUGCACACUGUGAUCAGAUGUUGAGCAUGUAUCAGGAUACUCUUGCAGAGCUUGGGAAGCAUACAGGUUCUUCCUUCAAAUCAAGCUGUAGCAAAGGAGAAAAAACAUUGGAAUUCAUCCCAAUAAAUCUCCAUUUGCAAAGAAUGCACGUGCAUAGUCCUCGAUUGAAAGAUGCUUUGUAUGAUGUAAUCACCGUGGGAGCCCCAGCAGCACAUUUCCAGGGGUUUAAGAAUGGUGGUCUCCGAAAGCUGCUGAGUAAAUUUGAGGCAGAAAGGCGAAAUACUGGAUACCAGUGUAUUUACUAUUCACCUGAAAACACAGCCAAGGCAAAAGAAGUUCUCAGCAACAUCAAUCAUCUACAACCUCUCAUAUCAAGCCAUGCAGACCUGCUGCUUAAUUCUGCAAGCCAGCAUUCUCCGGACAGCUUGAAGAACUCUUUAAAGAUGCUUUCAGAAAAAACAGAGUUAUUUGUGCACGCAUUUAAGGAUCAGCUGGUCAGAAGUGCCCUUUUAGCACUAUACACAGCCCGGCCCGGCUGCGUCCUCAAGAAACCAGCUGUGCCUAGAAACAGUGCAGAAGAGGGUGGUGACCUAAAGCAUCAGGAUCAUCCUUCUCAGAUUAAAAGACAGGACUCUAUACCCCAUCAUUCAGAGUAUGACGAGGAAGAGUGGGACAGGGUGUGGGCCAACGUUGGGAAGAGUUUAAACUGUGUUAUUGCCAUGGUGGACAGACUGCUUGAAAAAGACAACAGCAGCAAAAUUAAAGAAGGUGAAAGCGACCCCUCUGCAGCAGAUUGCAAGGUGUUGCAUGCAGGUGGUGACUGGUAUGAACAACUUUAUCCCCUGGUGAUUACGCUGAAGGACUGCAUGGGAGAGGUGGUGACCAGAGCGAAGCAGUCAAUGGCAUUUGUCCUGCUUCAGGAGCUUGCCUGCGGUUUGCCACAAUGUUUGAUGCUGACCCUGAGGAGAGACAUUGUCUUUAGUCAAGCACUCGCUGGAUUGGUCUGUGGGUUUAUAAUCAAAUUGCACACGAGUUUACAUGAUCAAGGAUUUUUACAACAGCUUCAUACUGUUGGGUUACUUGUGCAAUAUGAAGGACUCCUUAGCACAUAUAGUGAAGAAGCGGGGAUGCUAGAAGACAUGGCUGUGGGAAUUUCAGAUUUGCAGAAAGUAAUGUUUAAAGUCAUUGAAGCCAAAUCCGAAGAUUUUUUGCCUAUUAUAACUGGAAGGCGUGAACAUUAUGUUAUAGAGGUCCAGCUUCCAGCAAAGAUGUUUGAGCUGCUGCCACAAGAGAUUAAAGAAGGAAAGCUACUUCGCAUGUAUCCAGUACUCUUUAAUGUUGGAAUCAAUGAACAGCAAACACUUGCAGAAAGGUUUGGAGAUACCACUUUGCAAGAAAACAUUAACCAGGAAAACCUAGAACUUCUAAAAGAAUAUUACAACCUGUUUACAGAAAAAAUGCCUCCUGAUUGCCUCCCGCAUUUUCAAGAACAAAAUGAUUUAAAGGGAUUACUAGAAAAUCUUCAUCAAAAUAUCCAGGCCAAGAGGAGAAAGAAUGUAGAAAUCAUGUGGCUGGCUGCGACGAUUUGCCGCAAGCUGAAUGGUGUCCGUUUCACCUGUUGCAAAAGUGCCAAAGACCGGACAUCCAUGUCAGUGACACUGGAGCAGUGCUCCAUCUUGAGGGACGAGCAUCAGCUUCACAAAGAUUUCUUUAUUCGGGCGCUGGAUUGCAUGAGAAGAAGACAGCAGAGACAAAACAGAUGGACCAGAGUUCACUGCAGUAUCUGUCACACAAUUCUACUUUUCUUCCUUAGAGCUGGCCACUGCUUAAGGAGCCUUGGACCCUGAGAAGGAUGCCGCAUAGAGAAUGUACUGAAGAAUGUCAAAUGCAGAAAGUAUGCAUUCAACAUGAUACAGCUGAUGGCUUUCCCAAAGUACUACAGACCUCCAGAAGGGACAUAUGGAAAAGCUGACACCUAAGUUUAACAAAUAUGUAAUCAGGAACAUACAUGAUGCUCAUUAGUGAAUAUAAAAAAUUGCUGUUUAUGACUUAUUACUUGGGAAUGUGUAACCAGUUGAGGUGUUAUUUUUAUCAGGUUUAACAUUUUACAUGAAAAUAACUAGAGUUAGUCAUCAUGAAAUAAAAUAUGAAAUAUUAGUGGACUGAAUAUUCUCAAAACCUAAUAUAUUCAACUUUUCCUUCUGAAGUUGAAGCUUAGUAUGAUUCAUCAACCAGCUGGAAUUAGGUUGUUGGAUAGUUUGACAGCAGAUUGAAAAGGGAAAUGCCAUUUGCAUUAUGAACUGAUGUUAUCAGUCUGGAGGGUGGCAUUCUGUCUCUGAACCAAAACCCGAGAUUUGAGUUAAGGGGUCUCUUCCUGCCAGAAAUAGUGUUUUUUGGAACCAGUGCAGCACUGAGGUCUUGAUCAUUAAUAAUUAAAUCCUCCUAGAAUUGUUUAUGAAAGAUGCAAAUAUUAAUACCUGGCCUAAAUAUAAUUUUAGUCAUUACGUUUAGGUUCCUUACGUAAGUAUGGUAACUUCACAAUAUAUUUUCAGUAAUUACAGACUGUAAUUUUGGUAAUUCUGUUCUCAUUCCCUGCAGUUCAUUUGAAUGUAUCAUUCUCGGCUUUCUGCACCUGAGCCAAAUACCACUUAUUUCACUUUUUCUUGCACAUAAAUCACGUUGAAAUCAGGGGGAAUAAUUCUUCACGUAAGGUGACCUGAAUAUGACCUAUCAUGUUCCUGCUUACAGUAAACUCUUAAAACUGUAUUUUCUGUAGUGGUAGGUAAAAUGAUUUGUAUAUAUAGGAGUUCAUGUAUCUCUAGGCUAUAAAAAACAUGCAUGUUUUUAUGUAGCCUGAGAUAAAUGUUAUAAUUAGAGUAACCUACUGUAUUAGGACUAGUUAGCUACCACUGAUUUAUAUAAAAUUUGUAAUGCUGUGUGUAGACACUCCAGGAUAAAGAACAACUAUCAGCUUUAAAAAAGAAUGUUAAUGCUUCUGCUAGCUUGUGUUAGUCCUGAAAUUUGUCUUGCAAAGAACGUUUGUGUUUUCUAAUUGUAUCUAUUUAUUGCUGCCUUUUGCCCCCCAGAGAGAAAUACAGUUAACAAAAAAACAAGUUUUCACUGGUUACUGACCUUUAUGUAAUGCAUUCGUUUUGAGAAAAAAAUAUCUAAAGCAGAAAUAUGAGAAUUUUACCCAAAUGAAACUGCAUUGGGAACUUGGAUAUCUGUAGGAAAUUGUAGUUGCUAUGGAUAAAGAGGUUAAUGUUUAUUUGCUCCUACAGAAGACAAAGAAACCUUGAUGCACAGUGAAAUAUAAUUUGUUCUUUUUAAUCUAUUAAUACCCAUUAUUGGGUAUAAAUCUGUAACUGUACUAGUAAAAAUGCUUACUUAAGCACCUGAUCUUGCAAACUCUAAUUGGGUGGUUACUUAGAAAUGAUCUUUCAUGUGAAUAGAAUUAAACCCAUCUUAUAUAUUUUUAAGAUAAAAACCCGUCUUUAUGUACUUUUAAGAUAAGGCUUUGGGGCAUGUAGGAGAACCUCAGGAAGAGAUCCUCAUUUCAAUAGUCAUUGAUUUUAGCGAAGACAGGAAUUCAACUAUACCGGCAUACUUAACUAAUUGGAAUACUUUUCCAAAGUGAAGUAGGUCAUUUAAACAGUGGUUUGUUGCAUUUGUUUAUUUGUAUUGUAUGUCUCCAUUUUUAUAACGUUCUGUCAUGGUUGACUUUGUUCUUUCAAAAUGUAUUACUUCAGCAGUAGAUGUCAGAAGAGUUGGCAUUGCAUCAUAGAUAUUCUCAGGCAGAUGAAAAUAUAAUGCGUUGAUUUUUCCGGUCAUGUAUCAGUAGAAGUAGUAACUACUCAGUGGGUGGAUGGAUGUGUGCAUAAAUCUGUGUGUGUUUCAAUGUUACACAGCUUAUCUGUAUGAAAUUUUAUUUGCAGGUUUAUGGAACAUAAGUCUUCCUAGGAACGUAAUGUUCUGUUCUGUCAGUCUGAUUGCUGCACUAGCCCUCACUUUCCUUUCUGCCAUGUUUAUUAUUAUUAUUAACUUAGGGAAACUUUACAUGUACAGUUUAGAAAUAGUGGUAAAUUCCUUACACACCUCUGAAAUAAUCCCAAAGAUAUAUAAUCGAGAAUGCUGGCCUUUCUUACAGUAAUUCCAAAAUAAUCUGUAAAGUUCUAUGUGGGAACAGUAUUCACUGGUGGGUACUAUAGGUUCUUAUAGUUCUUUAUCUCAGCCCCAUGGGCGUUCUGUCAAGUUCAAAAAUAUGAAGUUCUAUAGAUUUCCUUUUACUAGGAAAACAGUCUUUCAAGAUUUAACCUUAGCCUUUAAACCACACUAGGGUUAUAAAUUGCCAUUGUGACUCUCGUGUUACCUUUAUAUUUAAAAUGUUUUCAGUAGUAGAGCCACAUUU